GUAUCCUUAAACCGGAAAGGAAAUACUUGUUUACAUUAAGUAGCUUAAGAUGACUGUUAUAAUUGAUAUUAUAGUAUUACAAAUUGAAAAAAUACUACAAUAAUACAGAUCCUGGUAAAGAGCUCGGACUCUUUGAGAUUUCAACAUGCAUACAAUCAAGGUAUUAAAUUGCUGCACAUUUAACGUUACUAGAGAUAAUGGAUCGUUUUCUGACCAUACACAGAAAUGUUUAGAAUGUCUUAAUAGCGAGAAGGCAUUUCUAUACAUACCAGUUAUAAUUUUCGUUGCUUUGAUCAUGGUCAUAGGAACGUUUGGAAACAUCAUGGUGAUAUAUGUGUAUAACUGGGGAUUUAAGCGAAGAUCGGCCAAUUUUUUCAUCAGUGCUAUGGCCGUCUUUGAUUUACUGGGAUGUCUUAUAUCAAUGCCUGCCGGUGUUUAUGACCUUAUUCAUUCCUACACUUUCAAUGAUAAAAUUGGGUGUAAAUUAGUAAAGUACACAGAGGCCGCCAUCAUUUAUGGAUCAGCAAUAAUUCUUAUCGAAAUUGCAUUUGACAGAUACUUUAAAAUUUGCAGACCAUUACGGGUUUUGAUGACUUCAAAGAUUAAAACUAUGUGUAUGGUUGCUUGUAUAGCUGCUUUUAUUCUUGCAUCGCCUGCAUUGUUUUUGUUCGGGGUUACAAAGCAACCAACGCCAAUAAACGGUACAUAUGGUUAUGACUGUUCAAUAGACGAAAAGUACCGAGGAACGGCAUUUCCGAAAGUAUAUUAUAAUAUGCUUACUGUGGUAUUCGUUAUAACUUUUUCGUUGUUGGCAGGAUUUUACAUAAAAAUUUGGAUUGAAAUUCGACAACGUCGUGACUGCGGGGUAGGAACGGUUUAUGGGUCAACCAGAAUAAAAAAUGCUGUCAAACUUGCACGCACUAAAAAUUCUAUGUUCGCAAGAAGUAUCAGUAGUGAAAGUAAGGACAAGACGCCAAUGUCGCCAAAAUCAUCCAAAAAGAUAACAGAUGAUAUUUCUCCUGAAACUGAAAAGUCUCCUCCAUGUUCCCCGAAAGUCCUAUCGCAACCUAAAACAAUCAAACUCAGUAGGACCACUAUUAUAUUUUUCACCGUCACGGUAGCGUUUGUGGUAACAUACUUACCAGGACUAAUCAUAAUGAUCACAAGGAGUGUGGUGACUAAUUUUUAUGAGGAUUUAUCACCGAUCGAGGAAAUGAUUGUGAAAUUAUUUUCCAGAUUUUAUUUUAUCAACAAUGCAAUUAAUCCGAUUAUUUACAGCUUUUUGAACUCAAGAUUUAGGAAGCAGUGCUCGAAAGUGUUUAUUUCCAUAGCUAUGUGUUGUAAGAACGUAAUGAAGAAUAAAGAUGACAUUUCGUCACAUGAUUAUUCGAGAUCGUAUACAUAUUAAAAAACAAUGCAUUGACAUUGACAAAUAAAGGUUGUUCUCCGGAAGAUCUCGGACUUUAUCCUGUUAUUAUAUUAGCAUUACCAAUUUUCAGUAAAGCUUUGUCUUACUUAAUUUAACUUGUCAUAUAAUGUAAUACAUGUAUAUACGGAAUAUUAUAAACAUUUGUAAUUGUCGCGUGCAUAUUCAAUAUAAAGUGUAUGUAUUAUUGUUAAAGCAUGUUCUUAUAAACCAUAUGUUUUCCAUAGUGAAAGUACACAAUAAGUUUUCAAUAAAUGUUUAAAAUAUAA
This is a messenger RNA of Mytilus trossulus (common blue mussel), 1695 nucleotides long. RefSeq names its product orexin receptor type 2-like. Bases 146 to 1408 code for a protein of 420 amino acids. Gene Ontology annotation, biological process: neuropeptide signaling pathway. The record is from RefSeq and is a predicted model, not a curated record. Lineage: Eukaryota; Metazoa; Mollusca; Bivalvia; Mytilida; Mytilidae. Gene Ontology annotation, molecular function: G protein-coupled peptide receptor activity. The transcript is spliced from 2 exons. Gene Ontology annotation, cellular component: plasma membrane.